CCGGGAUGGCGGCGUCAAGUGGGGCCGGCGCUGGUGGAAGUGGCUGAGAGAGGAGGUCCCCGCUGCUGAGCCCCCAGGAUCGGGGCGUGACGGUCGUCCCGAAAGGCUGAGCCCAGCUUUCACCCUUUUCUUCUGUAAGCUGUCACCAUGACCCUGACAAAGGGUUCCUUCACCUACUCCAGUGGGGAAGAAUACCGUGGCGAGUGGAAGGAGGGCCGCAGGCAUGGCUUUGGUCAGCUGAUGUUUGCAGAUGGUGGCACCUACCUGGGUCAUUUUGAGAAUGGGCUUUUUAACGGCUUCGGGGUACUGACCUUCUCAGAUGGCUCAAGGUACGAGGGGGAGUUUGCUCAGGGCAAGUUUAAUGGCGUCGGAGUCUUCAUCCGACAUGACAACAUGACCUUUGAGGGGGAAUUUAAAAAUGGCAGAGUAGAUGGUUUUGGCCUGCUGACUUUUCCCGAUGGCUCUCAUGGCAUCCCGCGCAACGAGGGCCUGUUUGAGAACAACAAGCUGCUGCGGCGGGAGAAGUGCUCAGCCGUGGUCCAGCGGGCCCAGAGUGCCUCCAAGUCAGCCAGGAGCCUCACUGCCUGAUGCGGGGCUGGGCACCAGCUGCCGAGGACUGGGAAGGACCACGGCCCCGUGGUUCAGCCGAGGUGAACAGUCGGACCAGAUCUGAGCCGAGCUGAGCCGAGAGGACUGCGGAGCAGCAGCCCUGUGCUCUGCCCGGCACCUGCCAGUCGGGACCCAGCUGCAGGAAAUGCCAGGGCGUCUGCUCACGGGCCCUGCCCAGCUGCCAGCAGUCUGUUGUUUCUUCAUCCUUAGGUGCAAGAGGACAGAGGGAAAGCCACCUUGUCUCACUCGUUAUCUCUGUUCCUACAACUUAGGCUUAGCCAGUGCAGACCAGAUGGGGCCUGCUACCCCUUUCUGCCAACUGAUAGAGAAUAAUCUUCAUUCUGCCUACAUCUGGGGCGGAUGAAGCUAACUUCUACAUAGGGCCUGUGCUUUGUGCUGCCCUGGAGAAGUAGGGAGAGGAACGGGGGCACGUAGUACAGUUGGCAGAGCUUUUCUGGUACUGCCUCCUUCGCUGCUGCUUGGAGGCCUGCUCCACACUCUACCCAGAACGAGCCUCCUCUCUGCUUGUCCCUCUGUGCGGAUCCAGGAAGCGUGCGGCGUUCCCCUCCCUGACUGUCCAAGCUGUCGUCCUUACCUUGCAGCAGGUGAUCCCCAUCUGUGCCUCUCCUUCCUUAGAUGUCAAACAGGACCCCUUCAUGGGCUCUUCAAGAAAGACUCGCACACGCAGUCCCCUUACAGAACUUGCACUAGUUACACCAGGGCAGAGUAGAUGUAAGCACUUCACUUGACUGCCCACCGUGGAGGGAACUGAAUCCCUGGGGAUGGCGUGGACUGACAACGGCCUUUCCCAGUGUGCCGUGGGUCAGACUCAACCACACCCCUUACGUGUAAGUGGAAUUGGCCGUCCAGGACUGUGGUGAACUAGGAGCAUGUGACUCUGUGCAUCUGGUUCACUGCGACUUUUCUGCCAUGAGACCUGGGAUCACUCCUGACCGAUAGGAUCCCUGCACAGUUACAUGGGGGCUUCCAGUUACCCUGUGACCCGGACACGUGGCCCAGUCCGUAUCCUCACCGCGCCUGUCCCUCCACAGCAGACUGUGGUGAAAACGAUAGCCGUGUGCCUCUGUUUAUUCUCUGGAUUGUACUGUAGAGCAAGUGUUUAUGAAGAUUAAACAGAUCACAAGAA
Messenger RNA from Lepus europaeus (European hare), 1756 nucleotides. It is a transcript of the gene MORN4, whose product is annotated as MORN repeat containing 4. Lineage: Eukaryota; Metazoa; Chordata; Mammalia; Lagomorpha; Leporidae. The coding region runs from base 148 to 588 and encodes 146 amino acids. The record is from RefSeq and is a predicted model, not a curated record. The transcript has 5 exons.